AUGGCAAGUGAGACAAUAGUGGAGAACUCGUAUACUCAGGACAGUCACGAAGCUGAUGAAGGUUGGGAAAACAUCCCACCUCAAGACUCUGCAGGAGAUGAGACAUCAGAGCCCAAAGUCCAAGUAGGAGAUGUGCUUGAAUAUUCCUCCACACAGCCAUGUGGAGAAAAUCAGCCUUCCUCUCGUACCUGCACCUUUUCCACCCCAGCUCCAGCAAGUGCCAAAGGAGGAGUAAGGGUAAAGUCGAGGCUCUCUGGCCUCCCAUCUGCUCUAACACCGAUUUUAAAAUACUUAAAAAUUGGCAAUAAAUGUCAAUCUCCUGAGUCUACCAGUAGCCAUUCUGGACGACCACUGGGUGAAAUAAAUGCUCCUGUGCGCUUUCUGGAGGAUGAAUACUUGCCAGAAAUCACUCUCCUUGACGUCACCUGUGAUACGACAAUGCAAGUGACCAGGAAUGAUUCAGCUCUGCCUGACAGCGUUCCUGCCACACCUGUAACAACCCGGUCUGUAUGCUCCUCAUUCCCCUCUGUGCAACCCCCCAAGUUAAAUGGUUCUACCACUCCGCAACCCUUCAAGGUAAAUGCUUCUAACAGUUCAAACAUAACCGCUCAGACACCCACUGUCAAAACAGAUGACUACCCUGAGAGUGCUUUUACUCCGUUGCGUUGGCUGGAUGACAAAUACUUCCCAGAAAUUACUCUGCUGGAUGUUACACGAGAUUCAGAAGUAUCACCAGGAGCGGAAAGAUCCUCCAUGAAUGUCACGCUGGACAUUCCACCAUCAGAUGCUCCGAAUGAGGCUUCUUCAGAGCUCAGAGGAGAGUCUGUGGCAGAGCCUGGCACACUGGACAUCAAUAAAACUGAGGACCUGUCAAGUACUCUGGAGGGUAACGCCACACAUACCAUUGGCUCCUCCAGUGAACAGUCUUCUUUGAACAACACUUCUACUGUUGCCCAGCCUGCCAACCUGACUUCUUCAAUCAACUCAAGCAGUACGUCUCAGACACCUCAAAAUAAAACCCUGGAUCUUCCUGCAAUUGAUGUAGAUGUACCCAAAGAACAGAGUGAGAUAAAAGAUAUGUCUGUUUCACUCUCAGGGAAUACAUCUGAAAACUCUACUGUGCCGAGUUCCUCAGCUCUUAAACCCGGUGGUUCAUGUGACGCCUGGAAUGCCACUUUUGACAGGAAUUCUCUUCAGAAAUCCAGCGGCAACUCGGGACUCGAGGAAGCUGCAGCUGCAACCCUUUGCCUUCAGAACAACACUUUUGAUACCAGACCUACUCCUCAGCAGAACGGCACAAUAACUCUGUCGGAAACAAGCUCCAGCGACUCCCACCACAACACUGGGAACCAGACACCUGCCGCUAAGAUUUGUGAUGCAACAAGUGGCCCUAACCACACCCUUCCUGAAGUUCUGCUUUCUGAAGUUUCCAAACAUAAUGAGUCAACAGCUAGUAAAGAUCCAAAUGCCAAGAUGGCUAACACGUUUGAAGUUGAUCCAGUUGUACAGAAAACCUUUGAAACUGGUCAAAGUGAGACAAAAAGUGAGACAAAGGAUCCCUCUCAAUUAGGUCUACCCAUGGCAGACAGUCUUUCUGACAUUUCUACCCAUCUUAAAGGAGAUUUAGAGAGCAACAAAGCAAGCUCAUUUGACCUAGAUGGCACCCUAGAUUUAGCAGCAGACGCUUUGAUAACUUCAACACCGAUGCCAAACAGUAAUAUGUUCAACCUCAACAGUGAAAGAGAGACUAGCAAAAUCGUUGGAGUAACAAAGAAGCUGUAUGGGGAUGCUCCCUGUAAACCUGAUGAUCAUGUAACAUCAGAGAUUCCCUCAAACAUAGUUUGUGACAGAAAAACAUUCCUGACCAAACCUGCUGCUAAAUCCCUCCUGCCCUCGUUGGAUCCUGCCUCUAACCUGCUGAAGUACAAGUUCGCCUCCACACUGACGUCAGGCCUUCCCAUGACAAGACAAAGAACCCAAGCUGAAGCUCUGAGAAGUACCGCUACUUCUGAUGCACCUCAAGUGGUAUGGUUUCAAUGAUAAUGGUUUUUUUGUUUUUAAUUCUCCAAGCAGCUUUUGCAGUGUCAUCUAUUCAUUCUGCUUUUUUUGAGUGAUUAAAGAAUAGCACUGACAGUGUGUUGUUGAUAUCCUUUGUUUCUAUUUAAGCCUGCGGAAACAACAAGCUCCUACAACUUACGGGCAACAACAACAGGUGGGGCAGCUUGUUCUGUGCCUUACAAUGGAGUAAUUCUUGAGUUAUUUAAAAUAUUAUAUACUGAAAAAAAGAGUAAGGUUUUUUUUUAGCUCUGCAAAGUGAUUGUACUUAAAUAGGUUUCCAUUGGCAGCAUACAUACAAUAUGAUCAUCAUAGAAAACACAUGAACCACAGUUUGAAAUAGCUCACAAAACAAUUGUAAAGUGAGUGUGUGUGUGUUUGUGGUGUCCUUCAUACAAUGUCUUCUCUCUCUGCUGAUGACAGGAUCCAAGCAGCCCUUCACCGGCUUGCGGAAACCACAGAAGAGUGGUCUACCGUCAGGCAUUCAGAGACCUGCAAUGGGUCUCAGGCCCCCGUCUGCAAGAAGCAAUGCACCGACAUCCUCUUCAAGCACUGACAAACUGCGGGCACCAUUAGGUACUCAUGUUAUGAUCUAACUAUCAAUGCUCUGGCUGUUUAUUUUGAUAUUCAGCCACAAAUUUGUAAAACAACUUCCCCUCGUUUUGAGAGCCCAAGGCCAGAUAUGAUCACAUGUACAUGUCUGAUAUAUAUAUGUGGAAAUGUUUAUGAGUCAUGAUCAUGAAACAGUGAACAAACAAAAGCAGUACAUAUCAAAUAAAGUGACAAUACCUGUAAAGAUUAAUGUAAAUUUAAAUGUCAACAAAUGGUAUACUGUAUCCAGCAAAAGUUUGUCUAAGUGACAACAUGUAUACCAGUAGAAGAAACAUGUAUAAAGAUCACAGCUCAUGUUUUUUUAGGCUCUGACACUCCCUUCUCAUCUCUCUUUGUUCAUUCUGGUUUAAAAGAAAGUAAAUGAAGGGUGAAAAGAAGUUUAUUUUAAAGCAUCAAGUGACUAAUAACCCUCGGCAACACCAGAUAGGCACAGAAAUAAAACCUCGAAAGGAUUAUUUGACCUUCGUUUCAAUUUAUUACUAUUGACCCAGAUUGUGGGUUUCAUAACCCCACUGACAUUGGAACAGCAGUAUGACAUAAGUGAUUUUGCUAAGUGUUUGAUUGGUUUACGAUUAUCAAAUUUCCCCUUAGGGAUAAAUUAAGUUCUUAUCUUAUCUUAAUGUAUCCAGUGCUGUCUUAACACUGAUUUGAGUUUUUGAUAAUUUCUGUUUUCUAAAACAAGGUAAAAUCAUUUCAAUGUAAUUCUUUGUUUUGUUUCCUGCUCUACAAACAGCUUCCAACCCAGUGACCAAGAUUUCACAGGCAAAGAAGCACCCCUUAAACAAAGCUGAAGCUUUGCCAGGCGCAAAGAAGAGGAAAGUUGGUAAAUGUUGAGUUUUUGCAAUUCGCCGUUUUCAGACUUUUAUUAUGACAUGUUUAGUAUUUGUUUCACACUCUAAUCUCACACUUUCAGAUGCUUUAGUACCAUCUAAAAUUGCUGAAGCCUCCACUUCCUCUUGUGAUGCUGCAAAUAAAGCCAAAAACCUGAAACAGCCUGCAACCAGUCAGAGAGUUUUGCCAGCUAAGACCCACAAAAAAGGUGUGUUGGGAUGGUAUUAUACUGUUCUGUUUAAGCCAAACAGAGAUUUCAUUAUUCACUCGAUUGUUACAUGUUUUGCUCUUCAUGACGUACCUCUAGAUGCAGCAGCCAGUCAGCCAGCGGAGAGCUCAACAUCUUGUGAUGCUGUCAGCAGAGCCAGAGUCCUGAAACAGCCCGCAACCAGUCACAGAGCUCUGAUAGUUAAACCUCAAGCGCACAGUAAGUAAGGAAUGCACAGCUCGGGUAUUCAAAGGGUUAUAUUUAAACCUUUCAUAUAAGAUUCUACUAUCUACUGCAUGUGUAUCUGGAUGUACCUAAAAGAAGAACCCAUAUGUAUGAAAAUAGCAAUACCAGAAAUUGUUUGAGUGCUCAAGAUUUGAAGGAAAACCAGAAAGUGUGGGUUAUGUCAGGCCAUGUCAAGUAUUUUGAAAUCUGGAAGUUGGUGUCUGUAAGAUCUUUUCACAAGUGACAAGCCUUAACUUCAGGUUCAAACAUUAAUCAUUAUGUGCUGAGAUGUGGUCACGCAGUCCACAUACGGAGGUCGUCUGGGAGGCACUUGUCCACCUUGUUCCAAUGCUGUGGAUACCUGUGUGUGUGAUUGGCCACAUUAAGGACUGCACUCUUUCCCCAGCUUACAUUUACAGACACAGCGCCCUUUAACGGUGUUCAUUCGCAUUUGAGAUGAAAUCAUGAAUCUGAUCUUGUUCUUUGUAACUUAAUGAUUGAAAUACGUUACAGGUUGUGCCAACUGUGCUGCACUUGAACAGCAACUCAAAAUGAAAUCAGAAGAAAUACAGAGACUGAAAGAAGGUAUGACGUCACUGGUUUUAGUGUAAUGAGUCUAUUGAAAUUAUAUUUCUGUCUGUUGAGGAUAUAUUGUCAUUGCUGUCACGUAGUUCGAUACACUUAAGUUUCAGAGAUAUCAAAAUUUGCACUUUGAUGCAUCUUUGGUGUGGUAUAACUGUCAAAAUUACAGUUUUAUUCAUUUCAAAAAUGUGUAUUAGUGAGUUUAAAUAAAUCUUUUUUUUUUUUUUUUCAGAGCUGCAGAAGUUCCACAAAGACAAAGAAGACUGUUAG
Messenger RNA from Xyrichtys novacula (pearly razorfish), 4783 nucleotides. The record is from the annotation of a GenBank genome assembly. Lineage: Eukaryota; Metazoa; Chordata; Actinopteri; Labriformes; Labridae.